AUGGAAGUAGCUUUGCACGUUCAAAGUUGCAGAAAUACAGUUCUAAAUGAGAUAAACCCUCUAAAGAUUAAACCUUUUGUUGGGGUUUUUCCUACCAGAAGACCAAACAUGUUCUCACAGUUCAUACACAAGGAUUCUAUGGUAGUUGGAGUUUCACAUCAAAUAAUUGCAAGUUCAGAUUUUUCCAGUAGAAGACGACGAAAGUAUGUUAAUGCUAGAUCGAAACAUGCUGCACCAAAAGGGUACUUGCCUAAACCAAACAAUCAGAGGAGAAUGGGUGAAGAUUUAAAAGGUUCAAAGGUUAAAGAGUAUGUGAGUUCCAAUCAAAAUGGGAUUGAUACCAAAUUUAUAGUAGAUCAAGUCCAUAAAGCUGAAAUGGAAAAAGACAUUGGAGCUCUUAUUGAUGAUGUAUCAAUGGAAGAACAUUUAUGGAAAGAACAAGUGGAAGCAAAGAUACAUAAACAAGAGAUGGAAGAAAAGUUACGUAAACAAGAUAUGGAUGAAUUUCUACGUAAAAAGGCGACGAAAGCAAAAAUUCGUAAGCAACAAGUGGAUAGGCUUGUUAUUGAGAAUGUUCUAAGAAAUGAGAAAGUGUUUAGUUAUCCCGAGGUUCUAAGGCCUGAUCGAGGAAUAGAAAUAUUCCUCAACAAAAAUGCUUCUACUUUAAUAAACGAAACAGAUGUUUUGAUCAUAGGAGCGUUUAAUGAUUGGCGAUACAAGUCUUUUACCGAAAAGUUAAGCAAGACACAUCUAACGGGUGAGUGGUGGUCAUGCAAGAUUCAUGUUCCAAAGGAAGCAUAUAAGAUAGACUUUGUGUUCUUUAAUGGGAAAGAUGUUUACGAGAAUAAUGACAUGAAAGAUUUUUGGGUACCUGUGGAGGGUGGAAUGGGAGCUGUUGAAUUUGAAGAACUUCUGCUUGAGGAAAAGAGACAAGAUCUUGAGAAACUUGCAAAAGAGGAAGCAGAGAUGGAAAAACAAAAAGAAGAAGAAAGAGAGAUUGAAGCAGAAAAGGCUGCAAGUGAAACAGAUAGAGCGGAAGCUAGGGCCCAAGUGAAUAAAAGAAGAGAAAAACUAGAACAAGUUUUGAACAAGACAGCCAAGUCUUUUGACAAUUUAUGGUACAUAGAACCUAAUGAGUUCAAAGGCAAAGAUACAGUGAGAUUAUAUUAUAACAAGGGUUUAGGUCCACUUGCUAAAGUUAAAGAUUUAUGGAUCCAUGGAGGGUAUAACAACUGGCAAGAUGGAUUAUCCUAUGUCACGAAGCUUGUAAAAGCUGAGGAAAACAAUGGCGAUUGGUGGUAUGUUGAUGUUUUUGUCCCCACUCGAGCGCUUCUCUUGGAUUGGGUUUUUGCGGAUGCUCCACCUCAGCAUGCCAUUGUUUAUGACAACGAUCUUCAGAAUGAUUUCCACGCUAUUGUCCCUGCAUCUAUGCCUCAAGAUCUCUAUUGGGAGGAGGAAGAACGUAUUAUAUACAAGAAACUUCAUGAUGAGAGAAAGUUAAGAGAAGAAGAAACUCGUGCCAAGGCUCAAAAAACGCAACGUAUGAAAGCUGAAACAAAACGAAGAAGUAUGAAAACAUUCUUGUUGUCACAAAAGAAUAUAGUCUACACUGAGCCUCUUGAUGUCCAAGCCAGAGAACCUGUGACAGUUUUCUACAAUCCUGCUAACUCCGUGCUAAACGGAAAGCCUGAAAUAUGGUUUAGAUGUUCUUUUAAUCGCUGGACACACCGCAUAGGCCUUUUACCGCCACAGAAAAUGUUGCCUGCAGAUGAUGGUCUGCAUGUCAAAAUAUCAGUUAAAGUGCCGCUAGAUGCAUACAUGAUGGACUUUGUGUUUUCGGAUAGGGAAAGCGAUGAUGGUGCCUUCGACAAUAAAAAUGGUAUGGACUACCACAUACCGGUAUUUGGAGGAGUUGCAAAGGAACCUCCAAUGCAUAUUGUUCAUAUUGCUGUUGAAAUGGCUCCAAUUGCAAAGGUGGGAGGCCUUGCUGAUGUUGUCACUAGUCUUUCACGUGCCGUUCAGGAUUUAAACCACCAAGUGGAUAUCAUUCUUCCCAAGUAUGAUUGUUUGAAGUUAAGCAACGUGAAAAAGCUUGGUUUUCAUAGGAGCUACUUUUGGGGUGGGACUGAAAUAAAAGUUUGGUUAGGAGAAGUUGAAGGUCUUUCGGUCUACUUUCUCGAGCCUCAAAACGGGCUAUUUUGGGCAGGCUGCAUUUAUGGUUGUAGGAAUGAUGAAGAACGGUUUAGGUUUUUCAGCCAUGCUGCUCUUGAAUUUCUUCUUCAAAGAGGAUCACUUCCCGACGUGAUUCAUUGCCACGAUUGGUCGAGUGCACCUGUCGCAUGGCUCUUAAAGGAUCAUUAUAUGCAUCAUUCGUUGGGUAAAGCAAGUGUUGUCUUCACAAUUCAUAAUCUUGAAUUCGGGGCUCAUUUGAUUGGAAAAGCAAUGGCGUAUGCGGACAAGGCUACGACAGUUUCUCCAACCUAUUCACAUGAGGUUGCUGGAAAUCCAGUUAUUGCACCUCAUCUGCACAAGUUCCAUGGGAUACUUAAUGGAAUCGACCCCGAUAUAUGGGAUCCAUAUAAUGAUAAGUUUCUUCCUGUAUCUUACUCUGCAGAUAAUGUUGUUGAAGGAAAACGGGCAGCUAAAGAAGCCUUGCAACACAAACUUGGCCUAAAAAAGGCUGAUCUACCCUUAGUUGGAAUCAUCACACGGUUGACACAUCAGAAGGGAAUCCAUCUCAUCAAACACGCCAUUUGGCGCACCCUGGAUCGUGGGGGACAGGUUGUACUACUAGGCUCAGCACCAGAUCCUAGCAUCCAAAAUGAUUUCGUGAAUUUGGCCAGUCAACUACAUUCGUUGCAUAAUGAGCGGGCACGUUUAUGUUUAACGUUCGACGAGCCUCUGUCACACUUGAUAUAUGCCGGUGCCGAUUUCAUCUUAGUGCCCUCUAUAUUUGAGCCAUGUGGGCUAACUCAACUCACUGCGAUGAGAUAUGGUUCGGUGCCUAUUGUGCGCAAAACUGGAGGACUCUACGAUACCGUAUUUGAUGUCGAUGAUGAUAAAGAUAGAGCACAAUCUCAAGGUCUCAAACCAAACGGUUUCAGUUUUGAAGUAGCUGAUAUUGCUGGUGUUGACUACGCAAUCAACAGAGCGAUAUCUGGUUGGUACGAUGGUCGCGAUUGGUUUAACUCGUUAUGCAAACUUGUGAUGGAGCAAGACUGGUCCUGGAACCGGCCUGCGCUUGAUUACUUGGAGCUCUAUCAUGCAACUCGGAAGUGA
Cynara cardunculus var. scolymus (artichoke) is the source of this 3279-nucleotide messenger RNA. RefSeq names its product starch synthase 3, chloroplastic/amyloplastic-like. Bases 1 to 3279 code for a protein of 1092 amino acids. Gene Ontology annotation, molecular function: alpha-1,4-glucan glucosyltransferase (UDP-glucose donor) activity; starch binding. Lineage: Eukaryota; Viridiplantae; Streptophyta; Magnoliopsida; Asterales; Asteraceae. The record is from RefSeq and is a predicted model, not a curated record. The transcript is spliced from 16 exons.